AAAAAACAAAUAUACAGCUAGCAGCAUCCUUAUUAAACUUUGCAAAAAAAAGAAAAAUUUACAGUAUGAUUAAAGAAAGGUCUCGUUAACAGAUGUUUAUAUUAAUUCUUCUUUCAAAUGAUUUGGUGCUAGUGAGAUCUUGACAUUCUGGCAGUAAUUGUAUUUGAUUUCAGCUAUUUUGUUCGAGAUGAAAAAUGCAAAAUGUGAGAGAAAAUGCAUUUUGUGGUUAAAGAAUGGGUGCACACAAAUAUGAUGAAUUAUGAAUAAUACAACAGUAACUGUAACCCCAAGUCCAGCUGAGCCUGGUUUGCUGUUUGUUGUAUUGGCAUGUCUUUUAUUAUCAUUUUGGCUCCUCUUCCUGGGUUUUUAUUUUUCAAGAUUUGCUGGUCUUAUUCUUACUCGAGUCUUCAGUAAGCUCUUCAUUCCAAAGGAUGCUUAUUUAAGAAUUGGUUCCUUUUCUAUCUCAGUAUUGUCUGGAAAGUUGAUGUUUAGAGAUGUCCUGUAUGUGACCAAGGAUUUGACUUUUAGAGUGGUUGAUGGAUAUGCAAUAUUUCAUUGGUGGCAAAAGUAUAUUCCAGAAAAUAGCGAUGAAGGCAAAAACAAAAACAAGUCCUGUCGAUUGUCAGUUUCGCUGAAUGGCUUUGAAUUUCACGUGUAUAACAGAUCUGCCUUGUAUGACAGAUUACAAGAUUUGUACAAGAAAGAUCGCUAUGGAGAUGCCCAUAAAUCAUCGGAGAAUUUAAAUGAGGAUAAAGAUACAAAUGAGAGUAUACCAGAUCGCCAUGGAAGUUAUCUCUGGAGAGAUCUCAUUCCAGCCAUUAAAUUUGACAUCAACUCAGGAAAGGUUGCUUUUGGAAACAAGCUGGUGGAAACAACACUUUGCUUUCAUUUUGAAAGUGCAGAGGCCAUAUAUAGGAUAACCAAGCCUGCAUCCUCAUUGGACCAAUUUGCUCAUAAUAUACUAUGUGACUGUAAGAAUGUCCGUGUUAUGUUAGCUCCAAGUAAUGGCUACACUGGCGACCGUGAUGACCCUCCUCGUUACAUGGGUGAAGGUUUUGUUGUUCUUCAAUCACAAGUUUGUAACAUUGCGUACUUACAGGACGAACCAGGCGUUGUACCUAAAAUUAACACCGAAAGUGAGAGUGCAAUUGAAACUGAUCCAUGUUGGAACCUUGAUGUUACUUUUACAAAAUCAACAUCGCUUAGUUAUGGUCCGUGGGCUGACAGACAAAGAGAACAGCUUCAGAAAUUCUUUUUCCCAUUUGACUAUCAAGAGCAAAUUGUGAGCAAAGCCCUUGCCCCAGGCCAACGUCGAGAGCAUUCAGGGUUGGACAUCAAAUUUGAUUUUACCUGUGAUUCUACACUUGAUUUACUGUUCACAAAAGAUCAGGAGACCCAAGCAGUUCAUUUAUGUGUUGGCGCUGGUUCUCAUGUGCAAAUCUACCAACCAUGGAGGGUGAACGAAUAUGGUUAUAUGGCGUCUGUAGUCGCACAUUUACGACAGGUUGAAGCUUCAACAAGCUUGAAAUUCCGCCAGUGUUUGGAGGCGGAAGACAUAAAGGUCACUGUCAACAUGACGAUACCCCGCAUUUGGAAUCACACGCAACACUGGUCAGCGGAUAUUACAUUAAGCAAAGUAACUUGGUACUUUAUAUUUGCACACAAGUUCUUCUUUCAAGAUCUGGCAUUCGAUUGGUCCACCAAGACUACGUCAGAGCUCUUAACUUUUAUUCCCUAUGAAUGGGCACUAAAUAUAUCGUUGAGAGAUUUUGAAAUGAUAUGGAUGGCAAAUGAAUUUAACUGGAUAGACUGUUCAACUAUUUUCCAAGAAAACACUGAGCUUGCUUUGUGUGGGGAGUCUUUAGAUCUAUCUUUUGUACUAUCUUACACGGUAUUUUUGCCAGAAAUUGAAGAAAUCAAGUUUGUUAUUGAGGUGGAACGACUUGUAGGGAGAUUAAAUAUCCCAGAAUCGAACACUCUUCGUCGUAGUUUGUUAUCCUUGGCUCGGAAUGAAGAUCGUAAGACACCAAAUAUUAAAUCAUCGACAUCGGCAAAUGUUUACCAAGAAGCUCACGAUAGUUCAGAUGAACAGACGACAUCUGAUAGUGAGAAUGAACUCAGCGGCGGCUGGAGAAGACACACAGAGUUAAGAAAUGGAUGGAUUGAUGUAUUUUCCACCCCGAUACUUUCAGUAAUUAUUGCAUAUAUUUAUCAUCCUAUUUUACCUGGUGAGACGUUUGAAAGUGUGCAAGAACGUUAUCAGACAUACGGUGAAAAUGUACCAGAACAACCAAUCGACCUCGAAGCUGAUGUAAUCAAUCUAGAAGUGGAAGCGAAUUCUUGUGCAUUUAAACUCAUAGGCAUGGUAUUGAACGCCCUCAACAAUAUUAAGGAAAACUACUUUGGAUCCUACCAACUUUACAGAGAUUUCGAUGCACGAAGUUUAUCGAAAAUAAAACGAUCUGUAGCAUCUCAAGACGUUGAUGAUGAUGACAUAAGUACAAAAGAUAAUGACCCGUUAUCACUGCGACCAAUGGAAGCCAACGUUCUGGUUAACCUCAGCUCCGUCAGGGCUGAAUUGACUCAGCACUGUAGUACUGAAGAUAUGAUCGCUCCUCUUCUUGUUACGGAUCGGUUAACAUUUGAAAUGCACAAGAAUUUCUCCGAGACACGAUUGCAACUUCAGCUUGCACCUACAACAAUCUUUGCUUCGGAUGUAAUUGAGAGAGCUUCUUCCAACAGCCAUCUGGGACAAGGCUAUCUUCAUCUCUCAGGACUGCAGUUACGUGGUCAUGCAAUGUUUUCGGCUGAAGAUCGACCAAUGGAAGUCGAGACCUUAGAGUAUGCUUGGUUACUUGAGUUGCAAAUUGGAACAUUUUCAGGAAAGGUUACCCUACCUCAGUUGAUGACCAUUUCUAAUUGGGCUGAAUUAUUUGCGUUCCAUCUUCUGGACGAAGAGAAUUGCAUGAAAGAUUCUUCACCGCAUAAACUCUGUCAGCAUGGUGUAUUACAAUCAAAAUGCGAGAAAAGACCAAAGGAUUAUGAAGACCCUGAAACUGGUGAAGAUCGUACGUCCUUGUGUCAGACGGAAGAUGAUUUUAAGUACAAAAUCAUUCGAGUAUCUGUAGAAGAAAUUGAUAUUUCGUUAGUUGAAGCGAGUUGUUGUUGUAAUGUCAAGGUUUCACCAAUCCGAAUUGCCUCGUGUAACCUUCAUACAGACAGCACUAAGUCUGGUGUUAGUGUGUUUGUUCAUAAGAUCGACGUAAGCCAAUAUGUACUGCUUUUGGCUGGUAAUAAACUCAAGAAUCAAUUAGCACAAGAAGAAUCAUGUUGGCUUGAAGCUGCUUCUCUUCAUGUUGGUCCUAUCAUCUCAGAUAUUUGUCUUGAGGAAGAUGGCAGUCUUGAACCCUCGGAUCAGAAAGAGUUUUUAGAGAAACAUGACCGAAAAACUCGACGUCUUUGGUUUCUAUGGCCGCGUAAUAAAGCACGUGGAACUUUGCCAAGUGAUAAAGAAGGUCGAUGUGGAUGUGUCGGUGGAUGCAAUUUCUUUGGGAAGAAUGUCAAUGGCUCUGUAUUUUUUAAACUUGAUUAUCUUGAUGCUGGACACGAAGAGAAAGAGGGACGGUUCUUCGGCAGCCCUGAUGGAUGGCAGGAUACUGAGUUAGACGAAGAUGAUGAUGCUUUUAUUGAAAACCAUAGUAGUGCGAGGACACUUCAACGACACAACAGCUGGGCGGGGAGCAGUCAAACUCCAAGGUUUCGUAGGAUGAAUUCUCAGAGGUCUGCAAAGAUCUUCAGAUCGAAAGGCGGUUCAUCUCGAAACAAUAUUCCAACAUACGCGACUUUUCCAAUCAAAACUAAAGAAAAAGUGAUAAGUGGAACAAGUGCUUGGAGUGUUCCUGAUAAUUUUCAAAAGACUACCAUCUGCAAUGAAGAUGACGGAAAAGAAGGUCUAAGCUCAACUAGCGUGGAAGACUCGCAGUUCAGUCGUCAAAGAUUGCCAAGUGAUGGAUCAUUCUAUUCUUGUACUAGUGGGUUAGAUAGUUCUGCUGCAUCUAGACCAGCAUCAAUCUUGUCGUUGGAUAGUUUUACUUCUGCGUAUGAGGACGGCGAUCAACCAGUAAUUGAAGUGCAUUGUAAAGAUUUUAAAGAACAAUUUAUCCUUCUCCCUUCAGUUUUAUUGUCAAAGUACAGGAGUCAUCUAACUCAAAUGAAAUGUGAACAUUGGGUAGAAAACGAGAAUUUUACCGAACAAGCAACAAGAAAAUUCAGUCUGAUGCAAAAUCUUAAGGCUAUUGAUCACAUUCCCAGAGCGUGUUUUAAACGACUUCAGUUUGUCGGGCGUCAUGCUGGCCAAUUUCACACACUUCAUUCGAGAAAGAUCAACGAUGUCUCUGCACCAGGUUUUAAUGAUGAACGUAUAUCUGUGCUACGAAGGGAUUUUUCGAUUUCUGAAAAUGAAUCUGACAAGAUGUCUGGCAUGGACUCGUUAAAGAAACGUCGUUGGAAGAAAGAAAUUAAUAAUGAGUUAUCACAACCUGUAUUAUCCAAACGUCAUGCUGCGAAUUCGACACAGAAUAUAGAAUGUGCUCAAGUUAGUCGUGGCACGUCAAUCAUCAGGAUUGAGGGAUUUGUUAACGUUAUGCUGUCUCCACUUCUUCUAGAAGCUGUUAACAGAUAUACAAAGUCGGUUAACGAGCUGACGAACUCACUUCACCCUUGCACGAUCCUCGAUAAGAUACACGUGAAAAGUCUAAAUGUAGCUCAAGCGAAGUACAAAAUGGAUCUUCCAGACGGGUCCUCUGAGUCGAAAGAGAGUCAACAAAACAUCUACAUUUCACUGCCUGGCAUUAAUAUUUGUUUCUUGCAAGCCUUGACAAGUGAACGUCAUGUAUCCACGACCUCGCUCACCGCAGCUAGUAGCGAAAGUGAACUUUCAGACACAAUGCAUGCUAACUAUCAUCCAAACCCUAGUCUUUCAUUGCUGGCCGUGAGACUGAAUAAAUUUUCAGGACAAAUCAUUUGCCAUAACAAGCGGAAUGCAUCGCUUGCGAAGUACAUGCACGAGAAAAUGGAGGCUGAACACACGACGUCUGAUCAGAGUAUCCCCCAGUCCCCUACGGUUGCGAAAAACAAAUGUUCCGAAAAAGUGGGCAAUCGAUUUGCGGGAAGUUUCAACUUGGAACAAGUUCAACUACAGUUUAGCCGUUUGUGUAACAAAAGUGACGUUGAAAACAGCCAUACGACUGCUAUACCGCCAAAAUGCAGUAAAGUUGAUUUCAUUUACUCCAGUAGAAACAUCAUUCAGUUUUCAAAGGAUUUGAACGUAAAAAACCUAAGAAAGGAAGAAAUAGUUAUAUUUGUUAUGUUAGAAUCUGGAAUAGAUAAUAUUUCAUUGAAAAUUGGAAAUUGCGCGAGAUUGAAGGCUAGAGAAGAAAAGUUGAAACAUCAUGCUGCGACGAAAAAGAAAUAUGGUCAUAACCGAAGCCAGAGCGCUCCUGCUCAGUUGCUGACUAAGAUUACCCAGUGCGAUAUUAUCGACGCACCACGACCGUUUCAACAAACAUUACAUGAAAAUUACAGUGAGCAAGUUUUGGAAAGUAUUGUUGUUGAAAAACAGCCGGGUAUUCCGUUGUCCCCGUUGAGCCAUAAAGAUGAUUCAGCCAGCUCAAUAUCGUCUUCGUUGAGUGCCCGAAGCGUCAGCACUGGUAACUUAACUGAUAAUGAAAGUGAGGGUGAAGACGAGGUCGACACACAGCCACUGCUUGCACGUCGUUCUCAAGAAACUGGCAGAGUUGGAAAAGCUUUAACACCGACAACAAAAGAGGAAGAUCGAAAGCCAAUAUACGUAAUGAAUCAUGAAAACGAUGUCGUUGCAAAUUUCAAGUGUAUUUGGUUCAAUUGUGCAUCGCCGUCUUCAAUCAAACCUGUUCCUGAGAAUUAUCAUCUGCAUAAUAAUCUGUUAACAACAGGAAUACCUGCCGUGUCAAGUUGGAUGCCUGGUGCAGAAAAACUUCGUGCAACUCUUGUACAACUCCAGAAUGACCAACGUCGAAAAUUCUUUUCAGUUACAUCAUGUAUCAUGGCACUGGGACUUCCAGAGAAAAAUAAAAUGUUAGGCGCGCACAACAUCGUGAGUAAAUCAAGCGAAGAGUCGAAAUAUCUACAAAGAGAAUACUCCAGUCAAUUAAUCUUUUAUCUUCGACGUCAAUUGUUGGGCACAAGAAAACAUAAAGUUCUUGCAGCGUUGUCUGAUAUGGCUGCCAUCCCAAGUAAUGAGGAUUUGAAAAGUGGUAUUAUGGCCCUAUCACGACAGUGGAAAUGUAUUCUGGGUGUCAUGGAUGAAGAAUUUCGUCCUGCUGGUACGUUAAAGCGACCUGUGGUUGGUCGUGGUGUCCUAACGGAGCGUGAUCGAGCUAUCUUGAUGAAAACUGAAUACAGGAAGUCUCAAGAUGAAGGAACACUCGCUGCAGAUUUUGAAGCUUUCACUGCAAGUGGUGGCAGUCCUGGUAACACCUUAUACAGUAUCAGUGAUAAACUGUCACCCAAACUUUCAUCUAGUAUCACAUCUGUUUCUACGAGUGAAAGUGAUAACAUUCCUACAGAUAGAGCGAGAGUAAAGAGGAAGAAAACGCAAAAACCAGAAGUUGAACAAAGUUUGUACAGUUAUUUCUCAUCACCGGUCGCUUCUCCAAGAUCAAGUCAGCAUGAUACUAGUCUAGCGGAUAGACAAGAACAAACUCUGCCCACCGUAACGUGGGCUGCACCUGUGAAAGACGAAGAUGAUUUAUUUGGUCAAAUGGUCAGUCAGCCAACAAGUGGCAAACAAAUUGCGGACGAGAAAGUUAUUUUCAAAGCAUUCUUUCUUGGCAUGGGUUUUCUGCAACCUUCAGACGAAUUCUCUCCUUGCUCAGACAAAAACUUUUCACUGCUUGUCAAACUCCGCUGUUUACGCUUGGACAUAUCUCAAGGAAAACUAGACUGCCUGAGAAAGACCAAAGUUGAAGUACCUUAUGUUGUUACUAAUGAAACCCAAAACAAAACGCCGUCAUUUAUAUUCCAAAAUUUUGAAACGAAAGUAAUUAUCAAGAGUACUCCUUUAUUCCGAAGUCCAAAGAAAAAUGCUGAGGAGAAAUUCUAUGGAAAAGACAAACUGGAUUCAACGUUCCAGAAGUCAUCGAGCUUGUCACGUUCUGCUCAUGUCAAAAUCAGUUGUCAGUCAGCGACGCAAAGUAUUAAUCUUUCUCUAAUCCGACUGCUGCUUCAGGUAGCAGAUAUAAUUGAUAUCCUGGGUGAAAAUUACGAUGGAAUUAAAGCAGUUUCUCCAAGUGAUGCUUUUCUGAAUACGACAGAAGCAGAAAAAGUGAAGGCUGCCUCUGAAAAUCAAAAAUGUUGGAGAAUAAUGUCCCAGGUUUCUGAUUUAUAUUCCACACUGCCUUCGGGACGCACAAGUGUAACCAGGGAAGGAUCAGCUCAAGUUCGAGAACAUAAGAUUGAUAUGGAGAGCACAUUGAAUCAGGUCAAACGUCGUCAAUUAUCUCGCACACUGAGCAGCCCUAAAGAUAUCAGGUUUAUCUCAAGUAGACUUCCUCGUGAUCCACCUAAAUUGAAGAUAGUUGUGGUGGUAAUGUUACAUAAAUUAAAGUGUGUGGCCACACUGGGUGAACUUUGUUUACAAACUGAUAUAAAUGGUAUCAGCAUUUGCGCUUGUCAUAAACUCGAAAAACAACAGGGAACAUUGGUAAAAAAAGCCUCAGUAGAGGCGUGUUCUAGAAAGGUUGUGUCAUCUUCUGUGUCAGCACAUUUACAGAAAGCACGUCUCGUUCUCUCGGAAGUUGGAAAUCAAGAUGGAACUGUAGUGAGUUGUGUCCUGAAUACAUCUCAUGGUAUGUAUUCAUGUGUGAACAAAAGAGAAGAUGUGAAGAAAAGUAUUGUUAUCUCACUUGGUGCAAUUGAUGUCGAUAUCCCUCAACAUCCUGUCGCCUUACAUUGUAUGAUGACCAGAAGUUCUAAAACUUUGUCAAAACAAUUAUCUGAAAUUCAGAGUCAGAGAAGUGUAAUGAGAACUUUCAGCAGCUUGGAGCGUUCGUCUCUUGUGGAAUUAUCACGUGAGAGAGAUGAAGGUGAUGGAGCGGUUGGUGUUGAUAAUGUUCCUGUAGUUCAGGUCUCUGAAGGCGAUAUUGAUGUCACUGACGCUGGAUUUCCAUGUACGAACACUCCGACUAAAGAUUUCCCUCAGAUGUCCAUCACAGCCGUAUUGCAAGGUUUCUCAAUUGGGGCUUCUCUUCUACCUUCUCUGAAAGUAGAAUAUAAGAUCGGCACAGUCUCGUCAUUUGGAAAGACGGGUAGAGAAAAUACUUUUAAACUUGAUAUGCCGCAACACCAUCUUAGUUUCACUUCAAAGGUAAAAUCAUUUGACAGUAGUAUCCCAGCUUCAACCUCGAUUCAUCUUCCUCGGGUUGAUAUUUUUGGCGUCCUGGAUCAGUUCAAUCCAUCGGCAUCUAACGCAGCAACAUCAGUUCGUGGAAAAAGACACUUAAAGAUCGUCGCUGAUAUUGGAACAUUCAACCAAAAUCUAUCCACUGAUUUACUCAACCAUCUUAUAUUCAUCCAAAAAGGAUUUAUGAAGGAAGUGAACGACGUUUUGCAACGAGUGUCCGGAGAAAGUCAACCUGUCCCGUUAUGGCGCACUGCAUCAACUGACAAUGUUGACACGGAUGAUCAAGAGAAUGUUUUUCUUAUUUUUACAUUCACUCUCAACCUGACGGGUAUAAAAAUCACGGCAACUACACCUUCGUCGACCGCAGUUCGCUUGGAGACCGGAUCUAUAAACCUGGAAGUAUCGAAUAACGAACCAGUCGUUAAGAAAGAAAGUUCGAGCCAUAUUGAAAAGAGUGAUCAGAAGAAAUCUAAGGUGUUUGUUAAAGCAGAUGUUGACCUCACUCUAUCACUUGUACAGUCCUUGAAGGAUCAAUAUUAUGGCGAAGUGAAUGAUUUUCAACAACUUGCUUUCUUUAAUACUCACAUUGGAAUACGAAAUUGCCUGCAGGGAAGAGAUAAAUCAGAAGAAAAGGAGACGUUACUUAUUUCCGUCGUCAAACCCUUUGUUUAUGUUCAACCUGUGGCUUUUGAUAAAGCUGUAUUGCUAUAUUUGAACUACAAGAAUGCCUACAGCUACUGGAAUGAACAAAGGAUGUCUCUCAAUGAGGAUGUACAAUUUGCCACCCAAGCUGUAUUUGAAAAAUUGCCACAACCCCACCCGACAGCCCAGCUUUCUGGAUAUCUAUUCUUGCAGCUAACUGUUAGUGAAUUAGGCAUAUGCUUACCACUACACAAUCUUAACCAGGAGCAACCAUUGAUCACCUCCCAAGGUGCUGGAGACAUCAACCUCGCACUUGUUGUCACGAUGGAGAAUAUGUUACUCACAUGUUGCUCAAGUGCAUCAUUUGUGAGCAAAGGAAAUUUUACGCAUUUCUGUUUACGAUUUGCUGAGAAAUUUGAUGUUAAACAAGCUGAUUGGAAACCUCAGAAGCGAGAUGGUAUUCUGAUGAAUUCAUGUAAAGUACCAAAUGGAACCUACGAGAUUUGUACUCGUACAAUACGGGCACCUUACGCGAAUGAUAUGAAUAAAGCAGGCAAAAUGGUGAUGUCGCUGAUGUGGAAGAUGUGUGGCGUUGAUGUACAUUGCGAUACUGAGAUUGGUAAACGCUUAAAAGCGUUAGGUCAGACAUUGACUUCCGUGACUGGUGACAGUGAUAUAGCGAAUCUGGAGUCAGUUGCUGAGGAUUCUGAAGAACACCUCAUACCAGAUAAAGAUAAAGAAAAGGAAGUUGAACAUGGGGAAACUGAUGAUGAAUACUUUGAUGAAACAGAUUUCACGCCUAGAAAUGUACAAAAUGAAAAACCUCAAAACCUUGAAAAAGAAAUGUGGAAGCAAGCUCGGAAAGUUAACGAACUAAGGAGACAAUCAAAUAUUGAUACGAAGUCACUAAAAACCGAGACUGAAGUCCUACAAGAACUAGAGAGUGCUGUGUUCAAUGAAUUCCGUCGAGAUGUGAAGCGGAAAUUUGAAAAACAAUCUCAAAGACCGUUGUUUGCGCUGAAUGAACGACGUCAUUCGAUACAACGACGGCCUAUCAAGAGUUCUUCAUCCUUUAGAAAGAAACUUAUCACAGAGAGGUCACAAGAAAAAGCUGGGAUAGAUGAGGUAGAUUUUGCUGAAAGCAGCGAGAUGAUUGAUCUUGGAAAUGUCACUCAAGAUGGUGCAAAGCGUACUGGAUUUUUGACGGCUAUACCAUUAGACUCUUCAUUCUCGUCUCCUCAUGAACAAAUGCGUGUGAUGCCUCAGCGAGAGAAAUAUCCCACAGACAGUCGAAAAUAUCUUGCAUUCGGAGAUUCUUCAAAUCAAGUUCAACGUCAAACACCUUCGAAGCAACAUACUUCGUCUUUCUCGUCCCAGAAGUCCACCGUUGUAGAACAGGAUUUGGACUUUGAUCUGCAAGUAACCGUGAAUAUUGAAAGCGGUAAAUGCGUAUUUCAUCCAAAUAGUGAUACAAAGGCUGAACAAACCGAACCAAGGUCUAGUUAUGCCGCUCGCUUGCACGAAGUUUUAAAGACGUCCGCUAGUAUGGGUCACCGAGGUAGAACAAAGACUGGCAUGAAACAAAAAGAUGAACAUCCAGAUAGUUCUAUAAUUUUGUUACCUGGUGUGGAAGCCCGAGUACAUUAUUCGUCUGUCACUGAUAGUGCACUCAGUUUUACUGCUGGACCUAGUUCUGAUUCACUGCUGUCUUCUAAGAAAGUUGGUAAACAUGCCUCUUUGUAUGUUUCAUUGCUUGUACAACCUUUGCCUGAAGAAAUGCUGUUACGCCCUGCGAUAUUAGACUUCAUAGAUAAAGCGCUGAACCCGAUCGUGGCUCCAUCAAGUAGUAUUGAUGAGCAAGCAGAAAUGAAGAGUAUUCACAGUGAAGGUGGCCCAACAAGUUCAUUUAUUUCAUCUUCAACAUCAGAAAACAGUUCAUUCCCCGUCGAUAUCGUGGUCGUUGCUCGAGUGCAGCCCUCAAGUAUACGCAUAAGUUGUUUACCAACAUCUCGCGUGGAAUGUCUUAUGAAAAUCCCAUCACUUGACAUCUCUUACUCAUCCAAACCAAGUCCCAAUAAAACUAUCAAUAAAUCUGGUGUUCUGGAGGACUCAAUUGGUUCGCAACGUGCACAAAGCGUGGAUAGUGGCGUUGUUCGCUCUUAUGACAGCGGUGGAAUCAGUUUUACGAUAUGUUUAUCCCGAUUCUCGUUGUGUAUAUAUCAUCCUUACGGGAAACAGCAUCCAGUGGCCAGCAAGACUUCUUCGGCACCUGAAGAACAUAGUAAUUUAUCUCCCAAAGCAAGGAUUAAUAUUGCUCAACCUCAACCUAUAUCCGGUAAGAAGGAUGCCCUCAGUUUAUGCUUGGAAUACAUCAAGUUCAAUUUAUCACGAAGGAGGUUCGGUGAUGUGAGUACGACAAAUUCACGAACUGAACAAGAUAGACAAGGAUCACAGGAUGAGAUCUCAGUGGAAUCAUCUACGCUCGUUAAAGUUUCAGGAAUAUGUGAUUUCGGCUCAGCGACAUUUACGUACGACAUGCGGCGGUUACAGGAAAUCUUAGAUUUUCCAAAGUGUUGGCAUAAACGUGGUUUAUUUAGUCGUUUAUUUCUGGGAAAAGAAGGAACAUAUGCAACAAAAUCUGGAGCUCAGGCUGGCGGUGAUCUUACUGACGGUGUAAAUAAAGUUCAGCCGGGCACUUCCAAGACACCUGAUAAACUUGGUGCACCUGAAUCAAGUGUAUUUGGUCAUCGUCGAAAUAUGUCAACACCACUGCCCGGAAUUUUACCAUUCUUGUCAUCCCCGAGCUUGUUGGGAACUUUACCUGCAAGAACGCAUUCAAGUCAUAGCCGAUCUGACUUGAAACAUGCUCCAGUUCACACUCCAAGCGGUCAUUUAUUUACAUUCGAUCAGGUGGACUCGCCACCAAGCUGUUCAUCUACACAUAGCACAACGCCGACGACAAAAUGGGAAACUGUUGUUGUCCUGGCUGUCAGUUUAUCAAGGCUUGAUGUAUCAACUAACAUGGCGAAUGUUAUGGGAAAAACAAGUUGGAGCACAAGUGAUCUACGUGCGUCUGGUAAUUUACGACUUACAAAUUUUGGUGAACGUACAUUACGUUCUAAACUGAACAUUCGUCAAUCAACAUGGGAAUCACGUGGUGGCAUUGCUGGUGGUCAUGUUGAAUUACAAGAUAUAUCCUCCUACGUUAACGUGAAUGAAAGCCUUGGUUCUGAGUUGGAGCAUUCAUUUAACGUGAGAUUUCGAUAUUGUGAAACUCGUAUUGACUACAUGGGAACAUGUAUUCUCAUGGGAAACAUUUCAGCAUUUCGUAUCUCAAUGUCUGACGAAUGGAAAAUGAAUCUUGCUAAAUGUUCAUCUUCAGAUGAGUUAUUCAAAGAAAGCACAUGCGGAACAGAACAUGCAAAGGCAACAGUAUAUCUUCAUGGCACACUGCAUUGGAAAAACAUGGGGCUUGUGAUAUGUCGCUCAACUACAAGUGAUCUUAUUAAGAUGGCUAAGAAAAUCACAACAUUCUUUACUGAACAAGCAAGUAACAGUGUAAGAAUGUUAUCAAGUGUCAACUAUCUUCCACCAGUAGACGGUGAUGCUGUAUCGUCUCUUGCUAAUCCGAUUCGUACACAAUCUGUACCGAAGAACGAGAAAGAGAAAAAUAAAGAUGGCUUGAAAUAUCAACACUGGAGUAAAGUUUUGUGUAAAAUAUCUGGGCUCAAAUCUAGCGUUUUGCCUUCACCAUUGCCUCAAAAAGGAACCGUUGUUGGCGGAACAUUGGAAAUGUCUUGCUGGGAGGUCUCGCUUGCAUGUUUUAAUGGUAUGAACUUUCGAUCCCAGACUUGGGCGUUAUUUUCUUCCAGUCAACCGAGUGCAACGUAUUCCAGUAAAGUUGCUUCGUUAGAGAAGAGUUGCCAAGUCAAGCGUGCUCGUUCAAUUCAGAAAUUGUCUUUUCAACUUGGAACACGAACUCAACCACCGAAGACUAGUGGAAAGCAAGAAGCAGCUCAUAUGGGCAUGAUAUGUAAAGUACAGCGAGGUCGUCGUAACCCCCCAUCAAUGGGCAGCUCUGUAUCAGAAUGGUUAUCGUAUGUUUCAUCAGUAAACAAUAUUUCUCAAGCCAGUCCCGGUGAUGUAUCACCCCCACCACAACCGAUGUCGCCGAGAUCGAAGUCUGAGAGCGAAAGUUCUUCCAUGUUCGCUCGAAGACGAAACAAGUCCAUAAGCGCAGGUUACAAACACGAGCAUGAAUCUGAGGCCAUCUUUGGUCUUCCAAGUUUCAAAGUUGACGUCAUCACGGAGCAUGACCAACCAAUCAGAGUGUAUAUUUUAUCUGGGGAUAAACUAACUGAAGCCUGGCCACUAAAGACCCCCAGCAGUCCUCAUAUUGUGGAAUGUAGUUUAGACUCGCAUUUUUAUGACAGUCUCUACGUGACAAUGGACGUUGGGCUAAUAUUCUUCUUGCAUGAGAUGAUUCAAGCUUAUAUGAAGGAGAAUGAAACAGCGCAAGCUGCAGCAACCACCUCGGCUUCCUCGACAUCAAUUGACACACCAGAUGCUCCAACUACACCACCGGGUGAAGAUGAAAAGGCUGGUAAUGGUAAUGGUAAUGGUGGUCAGCGUAAAAAAAUUCGUCAAUUUCGAAGUAAAGCAUGGAAACUUGAGCCCACUGUGCGCUUUUUGUCAUGGGCUGGUCGACGCAUGGAAGGUGUUAACAUUGAUUGGGUCCUGGAAAAGCUGGGCUUUGAACAUGCGCGUUUGACAAUUCCUAAAUGGGUUCAGCGUGGUGCUAUGGAUCCAAUGGACAGAUUUUUAUCAGUUUUAAUGUAUCGACUGCUGUUAGCCGUGCAAGAAAAUGAAGCAAAAUGAUAUUUUUUUAAGCCCUUGGAAAAUACUGUUACCAGGCAUAGCUAAGCACACAGCCCUUGUUUGAUGUUGCAUUAAAUACUAAUGUAGGUUUGUUGUUUGAACACAUUAAGCAUUGUGAUUCGCUGUUUUAAUAAAUUAAUGUAAUAAGAAUUGUUUAAUAUACAUUGUCGUACA
This is a messenger RNA of Dendronephthya gigantea, 14134 nucleotides long. RefSeq names its product transmembrane protein KIAA1109-like. Lineage: Eukaryota; Metazoa; Cnidaria; Anthozoa; Malacalcyonacea; Nephtheidae. The record is from RefSeq and is a predicted model, not a curated record. Gene Ontology annotation, biological process: synaptic vesicle endocytosis. Bases 260 to 13960 code for a protein of 4566 amino acids. The transcript has 61 exons.